AUGGUCGAAGAACGCUCCGACUUCGGCGACAUUGCCGCUGAGGCUGCCUCGGACUUCUUUACACAACUCUUCGGCUUCGUCGACACGGGCGUCCGCCGCUUCUUCAAGAACUUCUACGCCUCCUUCGCCGAGGUCAGCGCCAAGCGCUGGACAAAGGUCGUCGCCAGUGUGAUCUUCUACCUCAUUCUCCGGCCCUACAUUGAGAAGUUCUUCAAAUACCUGCACGACCGCGAGCGCAAGAAGGAGAAGGAGAAGAAGGAGAAAGAGCGGGCUGCGCUGGGUGGGAAGAAGGCUAAGAUGUCGGCGAAUGCGCUGCGUGGCGGUGCUGAGAAGGGCAAGGUUUUGGGCGAGGUUGAGAAUACUGAUGAUGAGCUUGAGGAGGAGGGGGAGGAUGAGUUGGCUCAGGCUAGUGGUGUGCCGGAGUGGAAUGGGAUGGCUCGGAAGAGACAAAAGAAGUACUUGAAGAAUCUGGCGAAGGGUCAGCGCGCGGAGAAGUUGAGUGAGGAUCAGAUUAUGGAGUUGUUGGAUUGGAGUGAGGAUGAAGGGGAGAACAAGAAGGAUGCAUAG
Messenger RNA from Penicillium cataractarum, 567 nucleotides. RefSeq lists its product as uncharacterized. Bases 1 to 567 code for a protein of 188 amino acids. The transcript has a single exon. Lineage: Eukaryota; Fungi; Ascomycota; Eurotiomycetes; Eurotiales; Aspergillaceae. The record is from RefSeq and is a predicted model, not a curated record. Gene Ontology annotation, biological process: protein transport.